Molecule: messenger RNA, 1268 nt
Organism: Prosopis cineraria
Lineage: Eukaryota; Viridiplantae; Streptophyta; Magnoliopsida; Fabales; Fabaceae
Product: uricase-2 isozyme 2
Exons: 8
Coding region: 78-1001 (307 amino acids)
Biological process (GO): purine nucleobase catabolic process; urate catabolic process
Cellular component (GO): peroxisome
Molecular function (GO): urate oxidase activity
Source: RefSeq, a predicted model, not a curated record
AUUGCAGAAUCUUCGCAGUAUAAAUUGAACAGAAACUGCGCUUGGUGAAAUCGCAGUCGUUGGUCUCAAUCGCGAAGAUGGCGAAAGAAGUAAACGGGUUCAACUUCGAGCAGAGGCAUGGAAAGGAGAGAGUGAGGGUGGCUCGUGUGUGGAAGGAUAAGGAUGGACGACAUUUCAUGGUGGAGUGGAAUGUCAGCAUCAGCCUCCUCUCCGAUUGCAUCUCCGCCUAUGUCCGAGAUGAUAAUUCAGAUAUCGUCGCCACUGACACCAUGAAGAACACGGUAUAUGCAAAGGCAAAGGAAUGCUCUGAACUACUUUCUGUGGAAGACUUUGCUCUUGUACUUGCCAAGUACUUCACAUCAUUUUACAGUCAGGUUACCACUGCUAUUGUGAAGAUUGUGGAAAAACCCUGGGAGCGUGUUUAUGUGGAUGGUCAACCUCAUGAACAUGGUUUCAAACUUGGAUCCGAAAAGCAUACAAGUGAGGCAUUAGUAAAAAAGUCUGGUGCACUACAAUUGACUUCUGGUAUUGAAGGACUGUCUGUGCUGAAGACAACCCAGUCUGGUUUUGAGGGGUUUAUAAGGGACAAGUACACAGCUCUUCCUGAAACACAGGAAAGGAUGCUAGCAACAGAAGUUACAGCACUGUGGAGGUAUUCCUAUGAUUCUGUACAUAGCAUCCCUCGAAAGCCACUUUACUUUACUGAGAAGUAUCAAGGUGUCAAAAAAGUUCUAAUGGACACUUUCUUUGGCCCACCAAAAGAGGGUGUCUACAGCCCCUCUGUUCAAAGCACUCUGUAUCAAAUGGGAAAGGCCAUGCUGGACAGAUUUCCUGACAUAACUUCAAUCCAACUGAAGAUGCCAAAUCUUCAUUUCUUACCUGUCAACCUCUCAAGCAAGGAUAACCAAAUUGUAAAGUUUGAUAAUGAUGUAUAUUUGCCAACGGAUGAGCCACAUGGAUCAAUUCAAGCUAGCUUGAGCCGCAUUUGGUCGAAGAUGUAAAGGCUGAUAAAAGUCCAUCCCUUCCGGCCUCUGAUAAUUGCAGCUUUCACAACUGCGAUUAUGUUGUUUGUAUGUAAAUAGUUCUCAAAUAACCUGUUUCAUGGAAUAAUAAUAAUAAUAUAUGUAAAUGGAAGACUUGCAUGAUGCAUAUCAUGCGGCAUCUGUUGUUGUGUAAUGUGUUUAUGAGAUGGGAUGCUAUGGCUGGACAAGUUUGUUGCAUUUUUAUCCCAUAUUUUAGUAUAAUUGAAUAAGGAUUUGAAUCUGUUA